GGAGUGUCCAGAUACUCCGCAAGAACAUUCAUCGGCAUUUCAAUAACAAAGCACCAGUUAUUUUUUCGAGUUGUUUUCUGUAUCAAUCGAGAUUCCUACACAGUGUUAUAAUGGCAGAGAACAAGAAACCUCUGGGUCUCCUUUUCGAUAUCGGGGGAGUGUGUGUUGUCUCACCCUUCCAGGCCAUAUUGGACUACGAAAUAUCUCAGAAUAUCCCACCCGGAUGGGUGAAUUUCAGCAUCUCUCGGACAUCGCCCAACGGCAGCUGGCACAGGCUUGAGCGAGGCGAGAUCAAAUUGGAUGCCGAUUUCUUCUCAGGAUUUAACAAGGACCUACGGAGUCCGGCUCUAUGGAAGCAAUUCCACGAGAGAGCCCAGCAAAAACAAGCAUCGAAGAAUACAGCCGCUUCGGUUCCCCCAUUGCCAGAAGUGGAUGCUGAAUGGCUCUUUUGGGAGAUGAUGCGGAUAUCACGAACACCAGACCCUUAUAUGUUUCCCGCGUUGAAGAAGCUCAAGGAGUCUGGGCAGUUUAUCAUGGGGGCAUUGUCCAAUACAGUCAUAUUCCCAGACGGACAUGAGUUUAAUUUGGACACGACUGGGGUGAAGUCGCAGUUUGACUUUUUCAUUUCAUCCGCGCACACCGGCCUCAGAAAACCAGAUGCGAAGAUAUACGAGGCUGCAUUGAAGGAAAUGAAUGCAUCAGCGAAGAAGAAGGGAAUAAAUGGUGCAUCCGCUUCUGACAUUGUUUUCUUCGACGAUAUUGGGGAAAACCUGAAGGGUGCAAAGAAGGCAGGAAUGAGAACGGUCAAGGUCACUCUUGGAAAGACACAGGAUGCAGUGAAAGAGCUAGAAAAGAUCACUGGUCUUCAAUUGCUGGAGGGAUCAGACAAGGCAAGGCUAUAGAUGUACUGCCUAGUACUACAGUACCAAGUAUGUACUGUUCUCCAAGGCAAUCAUUCAUUUGAUUUUGAGCCGACGUUAGAUUAUGAAAUAUCUUCCAAUGUUACUUAUAUCCUCCAACAGUAAAUGCAAAUAUAUUUCUUUCAGAAUCGGCGACAAUAAUCGUGGUUGUUCCCUGACCCAGACUUACUCUGGCUCGUGGCCGACCUCAGUUCUGAGUCGGGAUGCAGCCACGCUAAGCGAAAUCCCCCACAAAGUCGGCCCACGAAAUUUCUCUCCUCUUUUC
Molecule: messenger RNA, 1185 nt
Organism: Aspergillus wentii DTO 134E9
Lineage: Eukaryota; Fungi; Ascomycota; Eurotiomycetes; Eurotiales; Aspergillaceae
Product: HAD family hydrolase
Exons: 2
Coding region: 111-902 (263 amino acids)
Source: RefSeq, a predicted model, not a curated record